Messenger RNA from Rhinolophus ferrumequinum (greater horseshoe bat), 547 nucleotides. Its product is annotated as cytochrome c oxidase subunit 7B2, mitochondrial. The transcript has 3 exons. Lineage: Eukaryota; Metazoa; Chordata; Mammalia; Chiroptera; Rhinolophidae. The coding region runs from base 245 to 490 and encodes 81 amino acids. Gene Ontology annotation, biological process: mitochondrial electron transport, cytochrome c to oxygen. The record is from RefSeq and is a predicted model, not a curated record.
GCUACAGAAUUGACGUCUGCGCCAUCUUCCGUUGGAUGUUGUCUGUGAUGCCGUAGUUGGAACUUGGAAGUAAUGUUGGCCAUUGUCCUGCCUUGUAUUUGAAUUUUCCACUAUCAUCAGGCCUCUUGGAACACCUCAGACAACAGGGAUCUCACUACCGCCUAAGGAAGCCUGUUUCCUUAUUAGGUCUCUUGCAAGGAAAUAGACCAACGGCUGCAACCAUCUGCAAUCCUAUCACACCUUCAUGAUGUUUCCCUUGGCUAGAAAUGCAUUAAGGAGUCUCAGGAUUCUAGGCAUUCAGCAAAUGAGGGCAAGACAGAGCCACAGAAAACACUCCCCAGAUUUUCAUGACAAAUAUGGUAAUGCUGUACUAGCCAGUGGAACCACCUUCUGUGUUGUUGCAUGGAUAUUUGUAACCACACAGACUGGAAUAAAAUGGAACCUGUCCCCUGUUGGCAGAGUCACCCCAAAAACGUGGAACAAUAAGUAACCAUCACAGUUGCCGUAAUACAGAAUUGUUUCAACACCAACUUAUCAUUUGAGUCCU